AGGUUCUAAACUUCAAGGCUGCCAUCUUUUAAGGUGUUCAUCAUUUUAUCAUCAUAUUUAGCACAUCUACAAAAUGGCACCUCUUUGCAAAUUCUGGCAACAAGGCUAUUGUCGGAACGGAGCAUCCUGCCGCUUCGAUCACCCAGGCGAAAACGCACCCUCGUCGAACCCAUUCGGAGCUCCAAAUUCGAACACCAAUCGAUUUAGUGCCUUAAAUUCCGGAGGAAACAAGCCACAGGAAAUUCCAUAUAAAAUCACAGCAGAUACCAUCAAGGCUGACCUAACGAUCGAGAGACCACCAUGGCUUCUAUCGUGUUACGGCCCUGGGAAGGAUGCUCCGGAGCAAUUGUUUGGCGGCUACCCACGAGAACAAAGUCUUGAAGAGGUGAUGGUUUACAUCAAAAGUGCGAGCAAUCCGCAACAAGCAGAAGCUGAGGUCAUGGCUCUCGUCCAGCAGGCCGAACAGCAAAAUCAAACCGCCCUUAGCAAUCUCGACGGUGCUAUCCAAUUUGUACUUGCGGCGGAGAAAAGGCGUCCCAAUCGUAUAGAUAUCUGCAACCAGAACAACAACGCGAGCGGUGUUUUCGAAAGAGAGGCCGCUCCUGGUCCUCAGUCAGGCUUCUCAAAUCCACUUGCUUCUGCUUCUUCUUCAACCCCAUUUUCAUCAGCCCCUAAGCAGAACCAAUUUGGCGGUGCCGCGCCUGCAUUCGGCCAACCGUCAACAAUGGGACAGAAACCUAACCUGUUCGGUGCUCCAUCGACUACUCCUGCCUUUGGUCAGCCAUCAGCCAUGGGAGCGGCUAAACCCGCCUUCGGCCAGCCCUCACAAAUGGGCGGAGCUGCUCCCGCGUUCGGCCAGCCUUCAGCUCUAGGCCAGAAACCCAAUCCUUUCGCUAGUACACCCUCCGGACCGAGUGGUUUCGCCCAGACAAGUCAAUCUGCGUUCGGGCAACCGUCGGCCUUAGGACAGAAACCGAACCCCUUUCUCGCUACGACAUCAUCUUCAUCAUCUGCUCCCAACCCUUUCGGGCAGCCGGCAAUGACUUCAGGACCCAGUCCAUUUAGUCAACCAGUAGCCGCUAAUCCCUUCGCCCAAGUAACGAGCCCGCAGCCGAACGAUCAGUCUAUGGAUACAUCAGCUCCUCCACCACCAGCUGCUAGUAAUCCUUUUGCGAAGCCGUCUGCCACUCCCUUCGGUGUCCCAGCCAAGAACCCAUUUAACACGCAACCGCCGACAGGGUUUGGUACCGUAGCAGGGAACCCUUUCGCGCAAGCUCAAACACAAGCGCAACCGCAAGCGCAGGCGCAACAAGCACAGCAACCCCAAUCCGCCCCCGUGGGCGGAGCCAACCCCUACGGACCGAACAGUACCAAACAGCAUCCGCCCCCGGAGAGUUACAUCAACAAGACCAUGAAUGGCCAGAUCAUAUCAUUCAACGGGCAGCAGGUGGUCUACAAGUGGAAGGUAGGCGACAAAUACGAGGACGAGAGGCCGCUGGGCACGCCCACGGAGCCGCCGGUGCCCGGGGUGAGGAACUCGGACGGUUCCUGGCGCAAGAUCUUCUUCCCCAACGGCCCGCCCCCUUACAGCUCAGAUACCGAGCCGGAUCCUUCGCUGUAUAAUGCUACGAUCAAGGCGAUCUACGAGAAGACGAAGAGCACGGGCAGGUUUGACGGGGAUAUGCCGGAGGUGCCGCCGAUGAGGGAAGAUUGCGUUUGGACUUUUUGAAGGGGGUUUGACGAAGCGAUGAAUGGGAAAAUUGAUACGAUACGCAAUCGAUAGACGUGCAUAUAUUGGUCAAGGGGAUGGGGAGGAAUGGCGUUAA
Annulohypoxylon truncatum is the source of this 1826-nucleotide messenger RNA. RefSeq lists its product as uncharacterized. The transcript is spliced from 3 exons. Bases 74 to 1729 code for a protein of 551 amino acids. The record is from RefSeq and is a predicted model, not a curated record. NCBI's taxonomy places the organism in Eukaryota, Fungi, Ascomycota, Sordariomycetes, Xylariales, Hypoxylaceae. Gene Ontology annotation, molecular function: metal ion binding.